Anastrepha obliqua is the source of this 516-nucleotide messenger RNA. RefSeq names its product cuticle protein 16.5-like. Lineage: Eukaryota; Metazoa; Arthropoda; Insecta; Diptera; Tephritidae. Bases 67 to 465 code for a protein of 132 amino acids. The record is from RefSeq and is a predicted model, not a curated record. The transcript has 2 exons.
AGACGCACUGCACGCGCACAAAUUUGAGUUUUUGCAAAAGGAUUACUUCCAAAAUAAUUUAACAAAAUGUUCAAGCUGUUCACUGUUUGUUUUGUAGCUCUCUUCGCUGUUGCCUUCGGCGCUGCUAAGCCAGCACUCCUGGCCGCACCUGCCGCCCUUGCGUACAGUGCUCCACUCGCAGCUGCACCCGUCGCUGCUGCAUACGCGGCUCCAGUGGCCGCCGCCUACACUGCCGGAUAUGCUCCGUACAUCGCUCCUUAUGCCAGCAGCUACACAGCUCAUGGCGUCGCUCACUCUGCUGCCUUCCCAGCUGCCUACGCUGCUGCUCCAUAUGUGGCUUCAUAUGCUGCUCCAGCUGUAGUUCCAGCAGCCCGUUUCGUCGCACCAGCCGCACCUGUAGUCGCUGCUGCUCCUGCUCCCGUCGUAGCUGCUGCCCCAGCUGUCGUCCCAGUAGUGAAAAAGUAAUUUAAUGACUUGGCAUUGACAUUGGAUUGUUGAAUUGCUAAUAAAAAAAGU